Heterobilharzia americana is the source of this 159-nucleotide messenger RNA. The record is from the annotation of a GenBank genome assembly. Lineage: Eukaryota; Metazoa; Platyhelminthes; Trematoda; Strigeidida; Schistosomatidae.
AUGUAUGGCGAUGGUUCAGACUCAAAUAUUCGACGGAUGAUUCGCUAUUAUAUGGAUUACUUCUAUCUCUAUAUUUGUACCUUAUCCUCUUCUUCCUACAAUGUUGCAAGAUCACUGUUUGUCGACUGGUGUGAAUGUUGUGUUUCUAGUGGUAACUAG